This is a messenger RNA of Tarenaya hassleriana, 1925 nucleotides long. Its product is annotated as cationic amino acid transporter 9, chloroplastic-like. NCBI's taxonomy places the organism in Eukaryota, Viridiplantae, Streptophyta, Magnoliopsida, Brassicales, Cleomaceae. Bases 229 to 1869 code for a protein of 546 amino acids. Gene Ontology annotation, biological process: amino acid transport; transmembrane transport. Gene Ontology annotation, cellular component: membrane. The transcript has 3 exons. Gene Ontology annotation, molecular function: amino acid transmembrane transporter activity. The record is from RefSeq and is a predicted model, not a curated record.
CACCAAAAGCGCAAAUAUCGAGAUUUUCUACAGAAUCCAACGACAAUAUACAUCGAGAUUUCUCUACGAUCCCAUUGGUCUGUUUGUGGUGAGCUCGGAUCCGCCAUUUCUAAAUCUCCAGUGACGUGACGGAGCAGCCGAAACAGCCACUGAAUCUAAUCCGAAAGCGUUUAAGACACAACACAAACUCAAAACAACCCUAACCGCUGCUGUCGUCCCCCGCCCGCCAUGGCUAGCCAUCAGAAAACAUCGUGGCUCUCUCGUCUGUGUUCGUCUGCUCGGAGAGUCAAACCCAUACCUUCCCGCGACGGCGGCGAUAAUGGGUCGUCUUCGCUGGUUCGCCGGCUUGGCCUCUUCGAACUCAUCCUUAUCGGCGUCGGUGCUUCGAUCGGCGCCGGAAUAUUCGUCGUCACCGGCACCGUCGCUCGUGAGGCUGGACCCGGAGUGACCAUAAGCUUCUUGCUGGCCGGAGCUUCAUGCGUCCUGAACGCCCUCUGCUACGCCGAGCUCUCGUGCCGUUUCCCGGCCGUCUCGGGUGGAGCCUACCUCUACACCUACUCCGCCUUCAACGAGAUCACCGCCUUUCUCGUCUUCGUCCAGCUAAUGCUCGAUUACCACAUCGGAGCCGCCAGCAUUUCCCGUAGCCUCGCCGGCUAUAUAGUCACUCUUCUCCGCCUUAUCCCGGCCUUGAAGCACUCUAUCCCCACCUGGAUCGGUAGCGGCGAAGAGUUCUUCGGAGGGACGAUUUCUAUCAACGUUUUGGCGCCGGUCUUGCUCUUGCUUCUCACCCUCGUGCUGUGUCGUGGAGUGGGUGAAUCGUCGAUCGUUAACUCUGCGAUGACUGUGACGAAGAUUAUCAUCGUUAUCGUGGUUAUAUUCGCCGGUGCUUUUCACGUUGAUGUGGAGAAUUGGUCACCCUUUGCUCCACAUGGGUUCAAGCCGAUCCUGACCGGAGCCACGGUCGUGUUCUUCUCGUACGUGGGGUUCGACGCGGUGGCUAACUCGGCCGAGGAAUCUAAGAAACCUCAGCGAGAUUUGCCUAUGGGAAUCUUGGGCAGUCUCGUUAUAUGCAUUGCUCUCUAUAUUGGCGUUUGCUUGGUUCUAACUGGAAUGGUGCCUUUCGGCUUACUAAGCGAAGACGCUCCGUUAGCCAGUGCUUUUACGUCAAAGGGUAUGAAAUUCGUCACGAUUCUGAUCAGUGUCGGAGCCGUGGCUGGUUUAACCACGACCCUUCUCGUCGGUCUCUACGUUCAGUCAAGAUUGUAUCUGGGGAUCGGAAGAGACGGGCUCUUACCUCCGCUCUUCUCGAAAGUCAACGAAAAGCUUCGAACUCCGAUCCAUUCCCAAGUAUGGUGCGGGAUCGUGGCCGGAAUCCUCGCCGGAUUGUUCAACAUUCACAGCCUCUCCCACAUUCUCUCGGUCGGAACCCUAACCGGUUACUCAGUUGUAGCAGCUUGUGUCGUGGCUCUGAGACUGAACGAUUACAAAGGAGCUUCGAGAUGGUCCGAAGGCAUCCUCUGCGUCGUCGUCGUGGCUCUCAGCGGCUUCGCGGCCGGUGCGAUCUGCCGGUUCGACGCUUCUUUCUUCUACCUUAUAAUCCCAGGAGCCGUGGCGAUAAUCUCUUGCGGCAUGAUCUGUUACCGGAAAGCGUACGGUCGGUCUCCCGGGCAGGGUUUCCGGUGUCCGGGAGUUCCGGUCUUGCCCUGUCUUUGCAUAUUCUUCAACAUGUUCUUGUUCGCUCAGUUGCACUUCGAGGCUUGGGUAAGGUUCGUGGCCGUGAGCGUGGUUGCCGCCGGUGUUUAUGCGUUGUACGGUCAGUACCAUGCCGAUCCAAGUUCCAAGUCUGAUUGUUUGGACAUCGAUGCUUGAUUUAGUUAGAUUGAUGAAUGAGUCGUGAAUUUAUGUUAUGUUUAUGUGUUUUUUUU